AACAACAGCAGCAGUCAUACUCGGCCCAUCGAACGUCUCGCCAUGCUCCUCCUGUUGCUAGUGCUGGUACCGCUGACGAGCGCCGCGGCCGCCGGCGUGCCGCCCGCCGACCGCUACCACCCCGCUAGCCGGGACUCUGUGGCUGAACUCCCGGUGCGAGCUCGCGAGACCGAGGCCAGCUACUGGUAUGCCGAGGCGCAGGCAGCGAUCAAUGCCCGGCUGGCGCACAAGGAGAGCGUCAAGAAAGCGCGCAACGUGGUCAUGUUCCUGGGCGACGGCAUGUCCGUGCCCACGCUCGCGGCCGCGCGGACGCUGCUCGGCCAGCGCCGCGGACACACCGGCGAGGAGGCACAACUCGCUUUUGAGAAGUUUCCCACUUCGGGUUUAGUCAAAACAUACUGCGUCAAUUCUCAAGUGGCGGACUCUUCGUGCUCUGCGACCGCGUACUUGUGUGGCGUGAAGGCCAACCAGGGCACGCUUGGGCUGACCGCCGCCGUGCCGCGCUGGGACUGCGACGCCUCCACCGACUCCUCGCAGCACGUGCAGUCCAUCGCCGAGUGGGCCCUCGCAGACGGCCGCGACGCCGGAAUCGUGACGACGACGCGCAUCACUCACGCGUCCCCUGCCGGCGUGUACGCCAAGGUGGCCAACCGGCACUGGGAGAAUGAUGCCAAGGUCAGAGAGGACGGCGCCGACCCCGCGCGCUGCCCAGACAUCGCGCACCAACUCGUGCACAUGCGCCCCGGCAACCAAUUCAAAGUCAUAUUAGGAGGUGGGCGGCGUGAAUUCAUUCCGACAUCAUCACUGGGAACCAGAACUGAUGGCCGCAACUUGAUUGAGGAAUGGCAGAACGACAAAGUUUCAAGAAACCUUGAUCAUCGAUAUAUAAAUACCCGAGCACAACUCAUUGAGUCGCUGUCUUCGCCGCCAGAGUAUCUGUUGGGCUUGUUUGGAGACAAUCACCUCAACUAUCACAUGCAGUCUAAUCUUACGACAGACCCAACGCUUGCGGAGCUAACUGAGAUAGCAAUCCGGUCUCUGAGUAGAAACGAGAAGGGCUUCUUCCUGUUCGUAGAAGGCGGACGCAUCGACCACGGACACCACGACAACUUCGUAGAGCUAGCGCUGGACGAGACGCUGGAGAUGGACAAGGCUGUGGAACGCGCCGCCGAGCUGCUCUCUGAGGACGACUCGCUGAUUGUGGUCACAGCGGACCACGCCCACGUCAUGGCUUUCAAUGGGUACUCGAGACGUGGACAUGACAUCCUUGGCCCUUCCAGAGACUUGGACGAAAAAGGAGUGCCUUACAUGACGCUCUCUUACACUAACGGGCCCGGCUUCCGUGCACAUGUGAACGGCGUGCGCCCUAAUGUCACCGCUGAGAGCAGUUACCGAGGAUUAGAGUGGCGAGCCCACGUAGACGUUCCACUGGAAGAAGAGACGCACGGUGGAGACGAUGUGGCGGUGUUUGCGCGCGGGCCGCACCACUCCAUGUUCACGGGGCUGUACGAGCAGAGCCAGCUGCCGCACCUCAUGGCGUACGCCGCCUGCAUCGGCCCCGGCAGACACGCCUGCAGCGCCGCCACGCAUGCGCUGGCACAGCCAAUACAUAUAGUGGUCAUGACUGCGUUUUUAACUGUAUUGUCUCAAUAUAAUUUUAAGAUCUGAUUUUAUAAAAAUUAAAAGGUACUCAAGAUUUAGGAUCAAAAAAACAAAAUC
This is a messenger RNA of Spodoptera litura, 1719 nucleotides long. Its product is annotated as membrane-bound alkaline phosphatase-like. Gene Ontology annotation, molecular function: alkaline phosphatase activity. Gene Ontology annotation, biological process: dephosphorylation. The record is from RefSeq and is a predicted model, not a curated record. NCBI's taxonomy places the organism in Eukaryota, Metazoa, Arthropoda, Insecta, Lepidoptera, Noctuidae.